ACCGGAGCUUGGGCUGACCCGGCGCGGUGCUGCGGUCCGGCGGGGCGGGGCGGGCUCGGGGCCCGGUGGGGCGGCGGCGCUUUGUGCGAGUGGGAGGGCGGAGCGGGGCCGUGUCAGCGACGGGGGCGCUGCGGGGCCGGAUCGGGCCGGGCCCUUCCUCCGCCCUCUCCUCCUCCUCCUCCUUCUCCUCCUCCGCCGCAGGUCCCAGCGCGGCCCCGGCGGAAGAUGCGCGGCCGGCGGUGAGCGGCGGCGGGGCAGAGGCCGCAGCCCGAGGCUGGCGGGCGGAGGAUGCGGGCCGGGCCGCCCCGCCGAUGAGAGGCAGGAUGGGCACCCAGGGCAGCCCGGUGAAGAGCUACGAUUACCUGCUCAAGUUCCUGCUGGUGGGCGACAGCGACGUGGGGAAGGGGGAGAUCCUGGAGAGCCUGCAGGACGGCGCCUCCGAGUCCCCUUACGCCUACAGCAACGGAAUUGACUACAAGACCACUACUAUCCUUUUGGACGGCAGAAGGGUCAAGCUGGAACUCUGGGACACCUCAGGACAAGGAAGAUUUUGCACCAUUUUCAGAUCCUACUCCAGGGGAGCCCAGGGAAUUCUCUUGGUGUAUGACAUCACUAAUCGCUGGUCCUUUGACGGGAUAGACCGAUGGAUAAAGGAAAUAGAUGAGCACGCCCCAGGUGUCCCUCGGAUCCUGGUGGGAAACAGGCUGCACCUGGCCUUCAAGCGGCAGGUGCCGACGGAGCAGGCGCGCGCCUACGCCGAGAAGAACUGCAUGACCUUCUUCGAGGUGAGCCCCCUGUGCAACUUCAACGUCAUCGAGUCCUUCACGGAGCUGUCCCGCAUCGUCCUCAUGCGGCACGGCAUGGAGAAGAUCUGGAGACCCAACCGAGUGUUCAGCUUACAGGACCUGUGCUGCCGAGCCAUUGUGUCCUGCACCCCAGUGCACCUCAUCGACAAGCUGCCCUUGCCUGUCACCAUCAAGAGCCACCUGAAAUCCUUCUCCAUGGCCAACGGGAUGAACGCGGUGAUGAUGCACGGCCGCUCCUAUUCCCUGGCCAGCAGCGGGGGUGGGAGCAGCAGCAAAGGGAACAGCUUGAAGAGAUCCAAAUCCAUCCGGCCGCCCCAGAGCCCCCCACAGAACUGCUCACGCAACAACUGCAAGAUCUCUUAGCAGGAUGGGCCCCGAGCUUCUGUCGGAUCCACACCCACCCACCGAUGUACAGCUGUUUGCACACCGAACCCUUUCCCACUGGAUCCUUUCGGAUGGGCCACGGUUGCUUUUCCAAUGGCACGCACAAGCGUUAGGAAUGUGCUCACGUUUUGGCUUGGCAUAGGAAGAAACAUGGUGCCGGCUGGAUCCCACAGCGCUGGCGGGGAGAGGAUCUGCCAAGUGACCCUCCAAGAAUGCUUUGGGCUUUGCCUUUUGGCCUGGGGUGGAAAAUUCAGCAGCUGCCGGGUUGGGGAGGGGGGAAGGGGAAAAAAAGCUCAUCCAGUCUCAAUGGAGCAAUGGAUUUAAUGGAAGAUUGAGAGGCUUAAGGGAGUAGGCAAGGAGAGUCUGUGCUGCAACUUUAACUCUUGGCCUCCUGAACAGAUUGCUGGUGCAAUAGUGAUCAUUGGAUGUAGACAAAAAGAAACAGGGACAGGGGACUAAUGAUAGUUUUCACCGGGAUGUUAACCUGCUGUUGCCAAAAAAAACAGAGAACAAGGCAAGAGUUGGCCAAUUGGAAAGGGGAAGGAAGCGCUCUGUUCGCUGCCUUCACUUAUUUAUGUAAAUAUUAUACAUAUAUAUAAAUAUCACUUGUUUUUUAAGGGUUUUUUUAAGAAGCAGUCAGGGAAAAUUUUAUGCAGCCAUGUAAAUACAAGCACUGGAUUGACUUUCCCAGUGUCAGCAAAGCGGACAAGUGGAGGAUUUUCCAAUGAAAACACAUAAAUGCUUUAAGAGACUUUUCCCUCACCUCUGGGCUCGUGCUGGUGUUUUUAAAUACUACAUAUGCAGAAGGAAAGGACGAUUGAUGUGGAACAUGCCCCAAGCUGCUCUAUUCCUAUCAUUCCCUAGAACCUGUGAGUGCCGAGGGCAGGGUGGGAUGGCAGUGCAUGGAGAAGGGGAGCAGCGAGGCCAGGGUCCGGGGGGUUGGAGUGUUUUGGCAGGCAGGAGGAAGAGGCAGCUCUGGGGUCAGACUGAUGCCUUGUUCUCUUCGUGCUUUCUUGUCAGGGAUUUGGGAGCAGGGGUUGGAAGCAUUGUGCCUAAAGCAGAGGAAAAAUGCUGAAUUUUGUCCCUUAUUGCUGCAAAGCCUCAGCCAUUGCUUCUAGUGCUCUCCAUCCAUGACAGCAUGCCAUGUGACAGCCCUUGGAUCCUGGCUGCCUCCAGCUUUGCUUUCCCAUAGAUGCUGCCUGAGCUCACGCUGCUGUGGCUCCUCCUGGAUGAAAGUGGGAAAGGGCAGAAACAGCUUUUCCCACUGGAGCAUGAAGGAGCAGGGAUGGGGGAGGUGGAAGAUUGGGGUGGGGAAACAGCAAUCUCCAGGUCCCUCAGUGGCAAAAUCACUUGGCUCUUGGGACAAUCCCAGGAGAUCAGGAGAGCAAACUGCUUUGCUCAAUGGGAUGACUCCUGGGUCUUGGAGGGACAAGAGCUUGGGACGGAUCUUCUGUCAAGCAAGUGCACCUGCCUCCCUGGCUUUGUUCCACCUGUGCUGGAAAUUCACCUGGAAACUGAGAAAUAGCACCCAGCCCUUAUCCCAAAAGCUAAGGGAGCCUGGCAUUGGGGCAGAGCUAUGGUGGCAGGUUCUCAUAGGUGGCCAGGGUGUGUAGAUUUUGAGUAGCGUGGUAGCAAGUGAAGUGCACAGUGCUGCCAUCUCAUCCUGGGAUCAGCUUGCCCCCUUUCCAGGCAGCCUGGGGCACUGCUUGGGCAGAAUGAAGCUGCUGCAGCUCCUGCACGGCCGAUGGACCCGCUGUGUCCAGGUAGCAGGGACAGGAGGGACACGUUCCCCUGUGGGGACAUCACUUCCCUUGCUCCCAAGCCAACGUGGGAGGUGCCAGAGGCUUCCCCCUCCCCUCUCUGCAGAGCACAUCACAGGCAGGUCUCUUGGCUUGGCUCUCUCGUGCUUUAUCACCCAGCUCAAGUGAGCGAGGACAGAAUUAAACCCCAGGCAGGUGGAGGGGUAGAGGAAUCCUUUGAAGGGGUGCUUUGGCUCAAGAGCAAAGCUGCAGCCGGGCCGUCCUGGUGGCACGAAGGCCGGGGGAUUUGGAGAACCUGUCUGGGAUGGCUGGCACCUGUUUCCCAUCACUUAACACACAGCAGAAGACAAUCGCUGGCUCAGCAGCGCAGGGAUAUACGGCCAACAGGUGACCGGCACCGCCAACGGUGGCUCCUCCCGGGAAUCGCCCCCGGGCACCACGGCCCCGGCGCCGGUGUGCGGGACUGAGAGGGGUAAAGGGAUCCUUCCUGAAACCACCAAGCUGCUGCAUGUCUCAAAACUCGCUGUACCUCUGCUUUGGUUUGGCUGUGCCACGUGUGCCACCUCCCCAUGCUGUUUUCCCUGUGGUUGGUUUAGGUUUUGUCACCCUGUAAAGUCUCACGGAUCCUGUCUGGAGUGUGGAUGGAAGAUUUCCCUGGAGUGAUUGCCCAGCAACAAACUUUUUUUUAUUUUUUAAUUUAAAAGGAAAAGAUUCUUGCAUCUGAUGUCAACACUAGGCUGUAGCUGCUCUCCAACACUUGUACCAUUCCUGAGUUGGGUUUUUUUGGACUAUCCUUUUAUUUUUUUAUUCCUUUGUACAGUCAGUGUUGUUUAACUGAUUCUACAUGGUUUUGUUUUGUAUAAAUUAAAGUCUUUUUGUUUGUUUUGAACUACCAGUUGAAAAGAGGAGAA
Messenger RNA from Prinia subflava (tawny-flanked prinia), 3861 nucleotides. It is a transcript of the gene RAB40C, whose product is annotated as RAB40C, member RAS oncogene family. Gene Ontology annotation, molecular function: GTP binding; GTPase activity. The record is from RefSeq and is a predicted model, not a curated record. Gene Ontology annotation, biological process: intracellular signal transduction; protein localization to plasma membrane. Gene Ontology annotation, cellular component: plasma membrane; endosome; synaptic vesicle. NCBI's taxonomy places the organism in Eukaryota, Metazoa, Chordata, Aves, Passeriformes, Cisticolidae. The transcript has 6 exons. Bases 312 to 1169 code for a protein of 285 amino acids.